This is a messenger RNA of Fonsecaea multimorphosa CBS 102226, 765 nucleotides long. RefSeq lists its product as uncharacterized. NCBI's taxonomy places the organism in Eukaryota, Fungi, Ascomycota, Eurotiomycetes, Chaetothyriales, Herpotrichiellaceae. The transcript has a single exon. Gene Ontology annotation, molecular function: oxidoreductase activity. The record is from RefSeq and is a predicted model, not a curated record. Bases 1 to 765 code for a protein of 254 amino acids.
AUGCCAGCCAAAGUAGCUCUCAUCACAGGCUCGUCGGCCGGGCUUGGCGCUGCUAUUGUCAAAGCGCUUUCUCGCGACUAUCGGAUUGUUGUCAACUAUCAUUCCGACCUGUCCAAGGCUCAGAAGGUCGUUGAGGGAUGCACACGAGCACCGGAGGAAGAUGGGACUAGCAUAUUGCCACGAUCUCAUAUCGUGAAGGCAGAUAUCUCCGUCAGGUCCGACAUCAUCAAGUUGGUCGAGGAGGUCAUGACCGUCAUGGGCAGAUUGGAUGUCGUGGUCAGCAAUGUGGGAUGGACACGCAUUGUCAAGUUUUCUGACCUUGAGCAAAACAUGAACGACGAAGACUGGGACAGAUGUUUUUCCAUCAAUGUGAAGUCACACUUGUGGUUAUUUCACGCCACUCGACCUCACCUCCAAGCAAACUCAGAUGGAGGGAGCUUUCUUGUGGUGUCUAGCCUGGCUGGAGUCAUUCCAUCUGGCAGCUCCAUACCUUAUUCGGUCUCCAAAGCAGCUGCGAUACAUCUAUCGAAAUGCCUUGCAUCGGUCAGCGGACCCAAGGUUCGGUGUAACAGCUUGAGCCCAGGAUUGAUGAUGACCGAUUGGGGACAGCAGUUCCCGGAACAUGUGGUAGAGUCUGUGAGAGACAAAACCAUCCUGAAGAGAGUCGUUGAUCUUGACGACGUGGCCAACCUCGCCAAAACCAUCGUACUCAACGGGAGCUUGACAGGACAAAACUUUACCAUAGACUGUGGGAUUGCACUAUAG